AUGGGCACGGCGUCUGCAGCUGAAGCCACCGAAAACCACAGGUGGCUUCUUUUUUCGUUGCGCGCUGGCCCCUUCCGAGUGUUCAACCUCUGCCUGCGCCGACACUCUUUGAAAUGGAGAAGCGAAGGCAACGUGAGCAAGGAGAGUUUCGACAGCUUGACGGAUCUGGAACUCGGGCGUCCAGUUGCAACGAGUCGCACCACAGAGCAGGGUGCUGAGAACCUGUCAGAGAAGAGCGUCGACGCAGAGCAGCCGUUCGCCACAACCUACGUCAAGGAUGCGCCGGCUGUGGCCAGUGAGGACAUCGAGCUCGAGAGCGCUGUGCGGGAACUCUCCUGUAAGACAGACCUCCUCUCACGGCUACGUGAGUCAGCGGCAGCCUGGCAGAAGCGCAGUCAUGGAGACAAUCAGACGCCGAUCUCUGAUGUGGGGCUUCUCUCGGCAAAGCUUGCACAGGAUGUGACAGCCAUGGUGGAUGGGGUGCCAUAUGCUUUGUUUGGGCACAGCUUUGGAGCACUGAUGGCAGCGGAGGUGCUCAAUCAUCUUGUGGCAAAGGGAUUCCCACCGCCUGUGCACGUCUUCCUCUCUGGCCUGGCGUGCCCAGAGAAGCUGGCACAGCAGGACUACGCAGACUUGACCAACCUCACAGAUGCAGAGAUGCUGAAGUCAUUGGCCAAGGAAGGCUUUGUUGAUGAACUGCUGCCCCAGGACUUUGCCACGUUCGUCGCUCCUGCUCUUCGUGCGGACUACACUGCCUUGGCACAAUACGCUUCAGAAGUACGGCAGGGGAUCCGGCCCACCUAUGUGCCACCGAACAGCAUUCCCACGUCGACCUGGGCCGGUGACGCAGACCCCUGGGCCUCGGAGGCCAGCAUGUGUGGCUGGGGUGCAUCGGUUCAUGAGGUGGUUCCAGGUGGACACCAAUACCUCAAGAGCACAGAAGGCGCCCAGAUUCUUAUGUGCAAAGUGGGCAAGAUCCUUGCUCCGUCCCAGUUAGUGGGCUCGGCCUUGCGGCACCAAUCCUUUCCUGAACCCAUCCAAGAUCUUCCAAACGGCCAGCAAGCACAAGAAUCACAGGAGGUUGCUGCAGCUCGGGGGGAUGGCUUGGCCAUCCUUACAGAAGCUUAG
This is a messenger RNA of Symbiodinium natans, 1128 nucleotides long. The record is from the annotation of a GenBank genome assembly. Lineage: Eukaryota; Dinophyceae; Suessiales; Symbiodiniaceae.